Messenger RNA from Coccomyxa subellipsoidea C-169, 1362 nucleotides. Its product is annotated as S-adenosyl-L-methionine-dependent methyltransferase. Gene Ontology annotation, biological process: rRNA base methylation. Gene Ontology annotation, cellular component: nucleolus. NCBI's taxonomy places the organism in Eukaryota, Viridiplantae, Chlorophyta, Trebouxiophyceae, Coccomyxaceae. The record is from RefSeq and is a predicted model, not a curated record. The transcript has 7 exons. Bases 1 to 1362 code for a protein of 453 amino acids. Gene Ontology annotation, molecular function: methyltransferase activity.
AUGGGCAAGAGGAAGCUUGUGAGCAUCCUGAAACGACCUAUUCCUGCCACGGGACUCGUCGACCGGCAAGCGGCGUCCGCCAUUACACACGUGCUGCAUGCAGACGCCACCGGCACCGAGGGAGCUUCCAUCAAGUCGCUCACCCUCGGCCCAGCCAUCCAGGCGAAGAAGGCCACCUACGCAGUCACAUGCGAGACGCUCCGCAUGCUCCCUGUCAUCCAGCAGCUGGUCAGCACGGCAGAGCUGAUGGGGCUAGACCCCAGGCUCUCCCGGGAGACGGCCUUCGUGCUCUGUUACGAGCUGCUGUUUGGCGAGGGCCUCCGGCAGAAGGGCCCUGCAGAGCGGCUAGUGCUGAGCGCACGGCCGGCCCUGGAGCAGGAGCUCGCGGCGAUGCUGGCUGAAGCGGGAGUGGCGAACGCGCGGGAGCUGAUCAGCGAGUCAGCGCAGAGCGCCGCCGCGCAACGUCGGCCGCGGUCCGCGCGCGUGAACACGCUGAAGAUGUCCGUGGCAGAGGCACUGACCUGGCUCAGGACGCCAAAGGGGAAGCAGCAUUUGAAGCUGGCUGAGUUGGGCGCGCAAGUGACUCAGGAUGAGCUGCUGCCGGACGUGCUGCUCUUCCCGCCGGCUACGGAUUUGCAUGAUCACCCGCUUGUGAAGAACUCCUGCCUCAUUCUGCAGAGCAAGGCGUCGUGCAUGCCGGCACAUGCGCUGGAGCCUCAGCCUGGCUGGGAUGUACUGGAUGCCUGUGCAGCUCCCGGCAACAAGACCACCCAUCUUGCAGCGCUGAUGGAAGGGAAGGGCCGCGUGCUGGCGUUUGAUAAGGACCCCAAGCGGCUGAAGCGGCUCAAGGCAAAUGCGGCUGCAACAGGCGCAGACUGCAUCACUGCGCGCGUGGCAGAUUUCCUGCAGCUUCCUCUUGCCACGUCCCCAGAAUUCAGGAAUGUGAGGGGUGCGUUGGUGGACCCUUCGUGCAGCGGCUCCGGCACAACGCUCUCGCGCAUGGACUUCCUGCUGCCGUCACAUGCAGCACAGCAUUCUCCGAGGAGCGAGGGGGAUCGCAUCGAGCGGCUGGCGCGGUUUCAGGAGGCAGUGGUCCUUCACGCGCUGACGCUGCCGGCGCUGCAGCGGCUGGUGUACUCCACUUGUUCGGUGCAUGAGCGCGAAAACGAGGCCGUCGUGGCCGCCGUGCUGCCGCGCGCGAGGGAGCUGGGGUUUGAGCUGGCGGCCCCCUUCCCGGGCUGGCCCCGGCGCGGCUUGGCCAGCAGCGUGGAGGGCGCGGAGCGGCUGGUGCGCACGCACGCCGUCGAGGACGGGACGGAUGGGUUCUUCCUGGCUGUGUUCCAGCGCAAAGCGGAGUCUUAG